Fukomys damarensis (Damara mole-rat) is the source of this 1758-nucleotide messenger RNA. It is a transcript of the gene Upk3b, whose product is annotated as uroplakin 3B. The transcript is spliced from 6 exons. The record is from RefSeq and is a predicted model, not a curated record. Bases 114 to 941 code for a protein of 275 amino acids. Lineage: Eukaryota; Metazoa; Chordata; Mammalia; Rodentia; Bathyergidae.
AGCCCUUUCUGGCGGCCUGACAAACCAGCUCCUCCAGGCCAAGGGGAUGGGGCGGGGUGCGGCCAGAGGGAGGCAGACCAGCCUCAGCUUCAGGCACUCAGCCUGCAGCGGUAAUGGGGCUCCUCUGGAGGCAGCCUCACCCUGGGCUGCUGCUCCUCUGGGUGCUGCCGUGGCUGCAGCUCAGCUUGUGCCUGGAGUUGGUCCUCUACACGCCACAGAUCACAGCCUGGGACCUGGAAGGGAGGGUCACGGCCACCACAUUCUCCCUGGAGCAGCCUACCUGUAUCUUUGAUGGGCAUGCGGGUGCCAAUGACACCAUCUGGCUGGUGGUGGCCUUCAGCAAUGCCUCCAGGGACUUCCAGAACCCACGGACCUUGGCUGAGGUCCCCACCUCCCCACAGCUGCUGACCGAUGGCCACUACAUGACACUGCCCUUGUCCCCGGACCAGCUGCCCUGUGAGGACCCGCAGGGUGGCAGAGGAGGCAUCCGCUUGCUGCGAGUGGGCAGUGACUUCAGCUGCCAACAACAACCCUACUGCAAUGCUCCCCUCCCCAGCCCAGGGCCCUACAGCGUGAAGUUCCUUGUGAUGGACGUCAGUGGCUCUCCCAAGGCUGAGACCAAGUGGUCAGACCCCAUUACCCUCUGCCAAGGGAAGGCCCCGGGCUCCAUCGACACGUGGCCAGGGCGGAGGAGCGGCUGCAUGAUCGUCAUCACCUCCAUCCUCUUGUCCCUGGCCUGCCUCCUGCUCCUGGCCUUCCUGGCAGCCUCCACCUUGCGCUUCUCCAGCCUGUGGUGGCCAGAGGAGGUCCCUGAGCAGCUUCGGAUCGGCUCCUUCAUGGGGAAGCAUUAUGUGACCCACCACAUCCCGCCCAGCGAGGCUGCCACACUGCCUGUGGGAUGUGAGCCCGGCCUGGACCCCCUCCCGAGCCUCAGCCCUUAGCCUGGCCUCUGUGCCCCAGGCCUCCCCCCAGGGUACCCCGACUGCCUGGAAUUCUCCCCAGCUGCUCCUCCCCAGGUGUCUGUUAGUGAACCGGGGAGAGGCCAUGGUCAGGCUUUGAGUCCAGUCCCACCCCUGUCCUCACCCCUAUCCUGCCAGCCCUCCUGGGGGUGAAUCUGGAAGCAGAUGGACCCACCAGCCUCCCUGACCAGGAACUUUAGAUCACAGGGAGGAAACAGGCCCUGAGAUGACCCCUUGGCUGCUAUCCCCGUUUGUGCCUUUGGGGUGCCUCAUCUCCUAGGUCACAGAGACGCACACUCACUUCAGGGCCAGCAGCUACCAGGCACGCAGUGUGUAUGGAUAGGACAGGGCCCAUCCUGGGGCCUAUGAAGCCUGAGCCACCUUCAUUCCAUCCGAAAGCUGGGGCUCAGAUGCAGACUUUAGGGCAUCUCCAUUGUCCCUGGACACUGGCUCUUCCUGAGAAGGGACUCAGGCUAGAGGGUCAGGCACGGGUUCCAGCCACCACCUCCAAGCCCAUGCACUCCUCUGCUCACUCGCAUCCCUUGCUGAGCACCUGCUGGGUGCUGCGCAUAGUGUUAGAUGUGGGGGCUCAAGCAGAGCUGGUCCUGAGCUUGGGGUCUUCCUGCUCCGGAUCUCAACCACGUGUCCAAACGUGACCUUGUAAGGUUGUGGGUCUCACACCUUAGACUGUUAACUUUCUUUCUGGCUCGUCACAGUGAGCUCUCUGGGAGUCAAGAGACCCCAAUCCCUGGAAGGAUCUCACUGCAGACCCCAGAAGUCCUGUCCUCAAAGCCAGUAG